GGUUCAUCCAACUGCGUGCGAUCAUGGCGAGCUCGGAGCCAUCUUCGUCAAAGGAAGGGGUCGCACCACCAGCGCCCCUGGAAGACCUCACAGGGUACCUGGCGUACCUCCAGUCAAAGCUGCAACCACCCACGCGGACGGCCGCGCAACUUCCUGGACCCUCGGACCUCUCUUUCCACCGGUCCCUCGACAAGUCUCUCGCUAAGGAGCUUGAGUCCGCCAAGGAGACUGUCCUCUCCACCAUCAAUCAGCUUGUCGAAUCGAUCAAUGGUGGAGAAGGGAGCGCUAGAAAGAGUGCAAAAGGGCUGGGAAAGUCUAGGGCGGGAAGUGGUAGCGGGCAGGACGGCAAGAUCCUCCUGGAAGACCUGGUUGAUGCAGACGCCUUCAGUCGCUCCCUCGGCGAUGUCGUCGAUAGCCUGCUGGAAAACGCAGACACCUGCCUCGACGAGUACCAGGGCAGAGUCAAACCAAGGGCGGCGCCAUCUCGCAAGGACGUGCCCUCCGCUCGGCCCAACGACUCAAAUGGGAUCUCGACCCUGGGACCGCUCCCACCGAGGAUUCUAAAUGCCAACAUCAACCCACUUCCACAGACGAGAUUCGCAACGAAACCGGACAAUAGCCGAGAGAAGCAAUGGGAGAGAAACUUGAUGCUGGGAAAGCCACAUGCCAAAGUGCCCCUCACAUGGGCACCACCACCUCCUGCCGACGGGGAGCCGGCGGCCAAGGUUGGUGUUCGGCAGGGCAUGUACUGCGCAGAGGGCGAUCCGAGGACCAAUCCUUACUACUACGAAAUUCACAACUUCUCAGCCCCAAGUCAUGCGACUGAGGCUGUCCCCGCUCUCCCAGAUAUCAUCCCCCCUCCUGCGAUGGACAUCAAGGCGCCGACAGGAGGCGAGCCUGCAUUCACAUGGAUCGACACGACCGAGGGCAUGUCAGGCCUCCUCGCCCAUCUCAAGGAAGAAAGGGUCAAAGAGAUUGCACUCGAUGUCGAGCACCACAAUUUCCGAUCUUUUCAGGGCCUCGUCUGCCUAGUUCAGCUCUCAACGCGGUGGGGUGACUACAUCAUCGACGCUCUCAGCCCAGAGGUGCGAGCCUUUUCCGAGCGUCUCAACGACGUCAUGGCCGACCCCAGCAAGGUCAAGGUACUGCACGGGGCCGAGCAUGACGUCCUGUGGCUGCAACGCGAUCUCGGCAUCUAUCUCGUCGGCCUCUUCGAUACCUACCACGCCAGCAAUGUGCUGGCCAUGCCACAGCACAGCCUCGCCUACCUCUUGCACCGCUACGUGAGCUUCGAGGCCGACAAGCGCUUCCAGCUGGCAGACUGGAGGAUUCGACCAUUGCCCAACGAGAUGCUCUUCUACGCUCGCAGUGACACCCACACGCUCUUGUACGUCUACGACUGCAUGCGAUUCGAGUUGAGCAAGCUCGUCUCCACUGCAGAGACGUUAGGAGGGAAGGAUGCCAUCGAACGGGUGUUUGAGCUGAGCAAGCGGACCGCGAGCAAGGUGUAUGCCAAGGAAGAGUGGGACCCCAACGGAGAGGGUCGGGAGGGAUGGAAGACUGUCUGGAAGAAGCUCGGUGCCGACGAGGCAGUCGGUGUGGACGAACGUUGGGAGAAGCAGGGCGUCGAUGGACUGAACAGGACGGAGAGAAUCUUUCGGGCGCUGCACGACUGGAGGGACCUUGUUGCGAGGAGGGAAGACGAGAGUCCACGCUACAUCCUCUCGGCUCAGACGAUGCUCAGCAUUGCAUCACGGGCACCCACCACCAAGGAGAGCGCAUCUGCAUGCCUUGGACCUGCCAUCAAGAAGCGGGCGACGGACGUGGUGGCUGUUGUCGAAAGAGAGAGCAAAGCGUGGGAGGAGGUGCAGAAAGCAAGGGAGGCAAAGCUGAAAGAGUCAUUGAUGGGCGCCAUCGCUGAUGACGAUGAGGAAAUGGGCGUCGCAGUCGAAGGAGGGGCUGAAACUCUUCCCUUGUGGCCUCAGCAAGAGCAUCUUCCGCGAAGCAAUUCAGGCAGCUCCCUUGCUGCGUCCUUGUUCGGCGAUACUGGGCACGAGCCGCUCCCUGCCUCCUCUUCAGGACCGUCGAAGCCGACAUCGCUCUUCGGUGCGGCACCUCCGCGGCAGGCAUCGACCUCGACGAAGGCGUCGACAAAGUCGUCCUCGCUCUUUGCAAGCUUCGGUCGCUCUUCCGCCGCGGUGGAUGCCGUCAGGAGCAUCAAGAGCGAGCUCGCGUCGGCUCUCAAGGGCAUCCUUGGGCCGUCUUCCUCGUCGUCAAAGCUCCGGAGGGAAGUGGAGGACGAUGGUGACGACGCAAGGGAAGUGCUCAGCGCUCCGGAAACGGUGGCAUUCGUGCCAAAAAUUGAUCGGCGAGAGGGUCCUUCGACCUCGUUGUCGGCUUCCACUUCGACAAAUGGGGCGAGACCGGCAGUCGAAGCGAGUAGAGCUGUUAGCGAGGCUGAGGAAGCCGAUUCAGACAAGGACAGCGGAGAAGAGCUUGUUCAAGUGAGCAAGAAACAGCGUCACAAGGCGGACCGAAAGGAGAAGAAGAAGAAGCGAAAGGCCAUCGACUUGCCGGCGGAGGUGGGGGGCGAGGAGUUGGUGCCACACGACUAUUCAAAAGAUAUCAGCGUACUGGAUCUUAAGGGAGGCGCGGCGUCAAGCACCAAGAGGCAGAAGAAGGAGAAGAAGAAGAAGAAGGGAGAGCGAGAGCGAGAGGCGGAGUCUUCGGUGGCGCCGGGCAAGGAAAGGAGGUACGCCAAUGUCGGAACGAGAGACAGGAGGGAGAUGGCCGGUGGCAAGAGCCAGAGCUUUGCCAGAUAGGCAAGAGAUGUUUUAGCUUAGAGCAACGCAAAAGAGGAGGUCCACUCCAGUACAUUAUCCCAUCGCCUUUCUCACAAUCUUAAUGUCACGAGCAGAUUUCAUUGCUUUGUCACAA
This is a messenger RNA of Acaromyces ingoldii, 2937 nucleotides long. RefSeq lists its product as hypothetical. Gene Ontology annotation, biological process: TRAMP-dependent tRNA surveillance pathway; nuclear polyadenylation-dependent snRNA catabolic process; nuclear polyadenylation-dependent CUT catabolic process. The record is from RefSeq and is a predicted model, not a curated record. Gene Ontology annotation, molecular function: nucleotide binding; nucleic acid binding; 3'-5'-RNA exonuclease activity. Lineage: Eukaryota; Fungi; Basidiomycota; Exobasidiomycetes; Exobasidiales; Cryptobasidiaceae. Bases 24 to 2822 code for a protein of 932 amino acids. The transcript has a single exon. Gene Ontology annotation, cellular component: nucleolus; nuclear exosome (RNase complex).